GCUGUCGCAAGCGCCACUCUAAGGCAGUUGCCGGCCGACACCUUGUGAAAUGGUCGUAUCCGAAGGUAUAUUAAUCUUCGCCCCACCCCGGCGGGUUUUGUUCUACACAAAAAACCGCACGAUAACACAAAACGCUCGGCAAAUCAUAGUUUUCACUGGCAUAAAACAAAAAUAAUGCUAAUAUUAUUAUUAUGAGAUGGAAAUUUAUGUCUAAAAACUUAGUUUUUGGGUAUAAUUAAAACAAACUUUAUGAAUUUAGAUAGAUGACAAGAAGCCCGUAGGUAUUAGAUAUGGAGUAUUUUAAAUUAUCAGUGCUUUCGAUUUUGUUUAGUGUUAUUAAGUGCUUGGCAAUGUCACCUGAUGAGUUAGAAGAUUUCAAAGAAUUUCUCACUCGGACAUCUACGUUGGAUCAAAACCUCAGAAAGGGUUCUGAUCCUGAACACGAUUAUGAUGAAGACGGGUCAGUGUCAGACCACGCGUGGGAAGAAAGCGGAAAAUUCGAGGGCGAUCUCAUCCUUAACGAUCGGCAAAGGCGAUUAAUUGUUGAAAAUAUCAUGGAAGGGCUCUCGCGCAACGGAGUUAAAGAUAGUACUAAGAGGUGGCCAGAUAACGAAGUAGUUUACUACAUACAAAGGGAACAUUUCAAUGGCGGUCAAGUUCAAGCCAUUCAAGAAGGCAUCGACGAUUUAGCACAAGCAUCAUGCGUUAAGUUCCGGCCGUACAAGAAAGGAGAUCGCGAUGCGGUUGUUAUACAAGGGAGUAGGAGAGGUUGUUUUUCCCAGGUCGGAUACCAAGGUGGUUAUCAGGUGCUGAACCUAUCAGGUCGACAUCCUGUCGGCCGAGGAUGCUUUCGUCACGGGACGGUUGUACACGAGCUCCUGCAUACGUUGGGAUUCUAUCAUAUGCAAAGUAGUCCCGACAGAGAUGAUUACAUUGACGUUGUCUGGGAAAAUAUUUUGGAACCGGCAAGACAUAACUUUCGCAAAUACAACUCGUUUGCUGUAUCCGACUUUGGAGUCGGGUACGACUACGACAGUGUCCUGCAUUAUAGCCGACGAGCUUUCUCCUCUAACGGUCAGGAUACCUUGGUACCGAAACAGAGCGGUGCCGACAUUGGCCAGCGAGUGGGUCUAUCCGACAAAGAUAAACAAAAACUGAAUAGAAUGUACUGCGAUGCUGACUCAGAAGGAUUAGGAGAAUUAGACGAAUCUACGGAAGCUAGUAUUAAGAAGAAAAAAUAUAAGAAUAAACCUUUUGAUGGACACGGAAUAGGGUACCAUCAAGGUAAAGCCGUCGUGAUCAAGCUAUUGCCGACACCUGCAACCUUUAAACUAGUAGAUGCACCAACAUUUCAUAUGUUUGAUUAUUUUAGCAAAACGCCGCAAACCCUGCCAGCGACGAAAACUGAAGGAGAACAUGGAACUGGAAAACAGAUAACUCCUUCAGAGAAUUACAAUGACCGUAACCAGAAAAUAUUCAAUAUUGAUUCCAAUAAAUUCAUUAACAGUCAAAACAUUAACACUGACGGCUUAUCAUCAGAGAAUUUACAAGAAGGCUUCCCGGAGGCCUUACAUCGUUUAACCAAAAUUGUCAAGUCACACGUAUAUCCGUCACAAUCAUCUGACAAUUUGUUCAAAGUGAAUGAAGAUUACGGCGAACUAUACAUACCGCCAAAAUAUUCGAGUCCAAAAGAUUUAGAAGUUCCUACACUAAAAUCGAAUCAAAAUUCAGCUGAACGAUUUAUUGAAAAUCUUUAUGCACAUCCUAAACCUCAUGGUACAAAAACGUUUUAUGACGAUUAUACAAUUUUACCGGAAAGUGUGAAUAAAAACAUCGAUCAAAAAGAAAAAAAUACGAAUUCAAAAUAUCCAACUAUCAUCCAUCAUGAGAAACAGGAACAAGUCAAGAGUAUUGCUAAAGAAUAUGUUUCUCCGGAAUAUGCUUCUCCAGAAAGUUAUCAAGAGAGGCCCAACUAUGAUACCGAUAAUAUUCACAACAAUAAAAAAACAAUUAAAGCAAGUGAAUUUUAUGCACCCUUCGGUAUCAAUACGCAUGAUCAUUUAUUGUACCAGAAAAAGAAAUAUAGUUCCCAUCCAACGAGAUUUGAUCACGAUUUUUAUUCAAAUUUGCCACAAAACGAAAAGACUCAAGACGAAUUCCCUCAUUAUGAUGAACAUAAUCAAAACCAAGACUUUAAACCGACAACCAGAAACAGCAAACAUUAUUCUGUACUUACUGUUCCAUUGCCUUCAACGCAAAAGCAGUAUCAGCCUACUUAUAAUAGUUAUGACGCGUGAGAACCAUAGGAGAGACCAAAUAAAUCCAGACACCAAGUGAGAAAGAUGAUAUCAGACGGUUUGGUAGAAUAAUUUUUUACUCGAUGAAUAGUUAUUAUUUAUUCUUCUUCCACUCCAUAUUCACAUGGUUUGGCUGAACUGACAUAUAAAACAUUCAUAGAUACAAUAUAUCAUCGAAUGAUGCUGUGCGUCGUUAGUUUAAUUUGUGAUCAUUUAAUUAAGGUAUUCAUUGUAAGUAAUAAAGUUUUAUAAUUAACGAAA
Bombyx mandarina (wild silkworm) is the source of this 2558-nucleotide messenger RNA. RefSeq lists its product as uncharacterized. The record is from RefSeq and is a predicted model, not a curated record. Gene Ontology annotation, biological process: proteolysis. NCBI's taxonomy places the organism in Eukaryota, Metazoa, Arthropoda, Insecta, Lepidoptera, Bombycidae. Gene Ontology annotation, molecular function: metalloendopeptidase activity; zinc ion binding.